AUGGGCGACAGACUUACUCAAUUGCAAGACGCUGUGGAUCAGCUCGCCCAGCAAUUCGUCGCGAGCUUCCACUUCGUCCACCGGCGCCAUGAUCUGGAGCUGCUCGGACCCAAUGACAAAAUUAGAGAGGUCAAGCAGGAUCCGGAACAGAAAGAGGUCGAACCCCUUCCUCCAGACGAGUUCAAGGACGGCCUAGCCGAGCUGUCGCGCGACCUCAUUAUCAAGGAACAGCAGAUCGAGGUCCUCAUCUCUAGCCUGCCGGGUUUGGACAGCAGUGAAGCCGACCAGGAGCGCUAUAUCCAGGAGCUGGAGGACGAGCUUAAGGUCGCAGAGGCGCAGAGGCAGGACGCGAUCAGAGAGAAAGACCAGAUUCUCGCCAAGCUUGAUGAGGUGAUCCGAAGUGUUCGACGGCCGUAA
Messenger RNA from Colletotrichum orchidophilum, 417 nucleotides. Its product is annotated as RNA polymerase II transcription mediator. The record is from RefSeq and is a predicted model, not a curated record. Gene Ontology annotation, cellular component: mediator complex. The transcript is spliced from 3 exons. Gene Ontology annotation, biological process: regulation of transcription by RNA polymerase II. NCBI's taxonomy places the organism in Eukaryota, Fungi, Ascomycota, Sordariomycetes, Glomerellales, Glomerellaceae. Bases 1 to 417 code for a protein of 138 amino acids. Gene Ontology annotation, molecular function: transcription coregulator activity.